CUGGGACAAAAUCCUACCAGAGCUCGCUUCGCUGCGGACUCAUCCUCAUCAGACUGGAGCUUUGAGUGAGUUCUGAAGACAAUGAUGGAUCUAAUGACAACUACCCCUUUCUACCACAUCAAUACAACAGACGCCAGUGGAAGAAAUGGCUCCAUGUAUGAUGACGAUGAAGAGUAUGACUAUAAGGACGAGCAUGCUGAGCUGAGACAGUCUCUGAACAUCAUGUCUCUCAUUGUUUACUGCUUGGCCUUUGUUCUUGGCGUCCUCGGUAACGGAGUGGUAAUCUGGGUAACCGGGUUCAAGAUGAAGAAAACAGUCAACACAGUUUGGUUCCUCAACCUUGCUGUGGCUGACUUUCUCUUCACUGCAUUCCUGCCUCUGAGUGUGACCUACACAGCGAUGGAUUUCCACUGGCCUUUUGGGAAGUUCAUGUGCAAGUUGAACAGCACUAUAAGUUUCUUGAAUAUGUUUGCCAGUGUCUACAUUCUGGUUGUGAUCAGUGCAGACAGAUGUGUGUCUGUGGUGUGGCCUGUGUGGGCUCAGAACCACAGGAGUGUUCGUAAGGCAUCCUGUGUGAGUCUGGGUGUUUGGGUUCUGGCUCUGACCCUCAGUGCUCCGUACUUCAUCUUCAGAGACAUUGGACCCUCAUAUAAUAAUGAUGACAUCAUCAACUGCUUUAACAACUUUGCCUUUUCUGACGACUACGAAACCCCUUCUGUGAAUCAGCUGCGACAGUUUCGUCAUCAAGCCAUGACCAUCACCCGCUUCCUGCUGGGAUUUGUAGUCCCUUUCACUGUCAUUGUGUCCUGUUAUGCUGUGAUAAUCCAUCGUCUCAGGAGGAACCGCACCCUGGCCAGCAAGUCAAGCCGGCCUUUUAAAAUCAUCGCUGCAGUUAUCACUACUUUCUUCCUGUGCUGGGCUCCUUAUCACAUUAUGGCUUUAAUUGAGCUGGUCAAUCACAUGGCUAAUCACGCAAGUGAAACACUGGAUCAUGUCACCACUAUCGGAGUCCCCAUAGCCACCAGCCUGGCCUUCCUCAACAGCUGCCUUAACCCGCUGCUCUAUGUGUUCAUGGGUCAAGAUUUCAAGGAUAAAGUCCGCAAGUCCAUCCUUAAUGUUUUGGAAACAGCUUUCCAGGAGGAGGUUUCUCGCUCUUACACCUGCACAAACUCAAUGAUCACCAGUCGGAGCAAGGAAAAGUCUUUUUCUGAUGCUGAAGUAUAAGGUUUGUCCAUGACAUGAAAACACAAGCACUCCAACUUUCCCAGAAAGAAAAGCAACAUCUUUUAAAGCUUUUGUUGCUUUUUAUUGAGGAACCAGAGCAGUAGAUAUUUAUUACCUGAGACUGAACAGUUUUGUUUAGUUUAACUGAAAUAAGUUUCGUAAUUGGCCAACCACUCAGGACUAGUAGAGUUCAGCCUCCUACAGUACCUCCAUUGUGAUGGAGGAGAUCGAUGGUAAUAUUGAUCAAUUAGUUUUGGAUCCAUCAGUGAUGUGUGUAAUGGGAUUAAAAGUUAUGGAAAGGUUGAAUGUGUUCAUUGAAAGUCAAUAAUUUUGUGCAGCUUUUGCCAAAAUUAUUAGUAAAAUGAAGGCAGAUAUAAAGUACAUUAAUCCACAUGUGCAGACAUGUUUUCUAAGUAGAAUCAGAAUAAAAGAAAAUCAGAAGGCAGGAUUUGUCUAUGAAGUAUCAACUUGCUGUGGGCUGCACUGUCCCACAGAAGUAUCUCUGUUGAGGCCACACUUCACCUAAUGCCAAGGUAAUGUGUUAAGCCAAACCAGUAUCCUGUAUUACAACAAUCUAUGAUUGGAUUCUUUUCAACACAAGUAACAAAAGUAUACAUUUAUGAUAGCAAAGUAAUGUUUUUUCUUCAUGUACUGUUAAAGAUAAAGUUUUAAAUGCAUAGCACCUUCUCUUGACUUACAAUAAUGUGUCUUGCUUUUUUGCACAGGUAAGCUUUUAAUGAAUAAGUGUCCUUUUGCCCUCACACUUAACUCCACCCAGCAACCAAACAGUGACCACAGUGUUUUUUUCAAUGUACAAACAAAGUUAAAGAGUUUAAACUACACUCAGUGGAGCUCAUUUGGGUUGUACAUAUGUUAAUCUUGAUUAAAGCUCCUGUGAGGAGUUUUUAUUUAGUUAUGAAAAAGGCUAACAGUAAUACCGAUGCUUCUGUAUGUCCUACUAAAGCAAACUAUACCAUCAAAAACAAAACUGAUUAUUUCUUCCCUGUUGUGAUUAAAAACUGAAACGGCAGCUGUGGGUGGACGUUAGGCAAGGGGAGAAAUGGCAUGCUGAAGAAACAGCCUCUUUUAUUGCAUUUUCCACUACACAGAUUCUCCUCAGAAUGAGAUUUUGUUAAACAUACAGGACAAAGUCAGCAAAGAACGAAAAGAUAAAUCCUCACAGGAGCUUUGAAUAUCUUUUUUGUGCAGCUCUCUGUGUGGCUUAAACACAGGACCUAUUUACUGACAAGCUGGUGUAAGGUUAUUGAUACAACUGUAUAUAUAAGAGUGGUUAUGAAAUGUCUUUGCUUUGCAUUGUCUACCAUUUUUAAGUGUGACUUUUUGAUCACUGCUGGAUGCAUUUAGGUUAAAGGUACACCAUCCUGCAGUGAAUGCAUUUCUUGUGUAUAAUCUGACAGUGUAAUGUAUCCACUUUUAUGAUUUUUUUAAUCAAACUAUUAUUUUUAUCAGAUUUGCAUCAAUCACAUGGUGAAAUAAAGAUAAAAAAGAAAAUCAUCAUCCCUGUUUUCUGUGUCCUUGAUGGCAUCUUCAAGCAUCUUGUAAGUAUUCAAACAGCAGAAAAACACAAAGAUGUCCAGUUUACUGAAAACAAAACAAGGUUAAAGCAAUUAGCUCAUUCUGGAAGGUGCUACCAGUGCAUUUACAACACUUCAUGUAUAAAUCAAACGCUUAAUAGUGUAAGACGUGUACAGUAUGACUUUAGUGUAUGUGGCUUAUUCUCAUGAAACAUGUCAAAUCUCUGUAAGCCUUGUUUUAAUGUAAGCUAUGUACAAACAAUGAUUAAGUGUUGUUGUCUGUUUUUACUGUUGUGAUUUUUUUAAGUUUAUG
This is a messenger RNA of Cheilinus undulatus (humphead wrasse), 3072 nucleotides long. RefSeq names its product chemokine-like receptor 1. NCBI's taxonomy places the organism in Eukaryota, Metazoa, Chordata, Actinopteri, Labriformes, Labridae. Gene Ontology annotation, biological process: complement receptor mediated signaling pathway; positive regulation of cytosolic calcium ion concentration; phospholipase C-activating G protein-coupled receptor signaling pathway. Gene Ontology annotation, cellular component: plasma membrane. Bases 82 to 1224 code for a protein of 380 amino acids. The record is from RefSeq and is a predicted model, not a curated record. Gene Ontology annotation, molecular function: complement receptor activity; G protein-coupled receptor activity. The transcript is spliced from 2 exons.